Vicugna pacos (alpaca) is the source of this 1845-nucleotide messenger RNA. The record is from RefSeq and is a predicted model, not a curated record. NCBI's taxonomy places the organism in Eukaryota, Metazoa, Chordata, Mammalia, Artiodactyla, Camelidae.
CCUGUGUUCACUCAUCCGUUUUGUUUAAUCAUCAGUCCGCCUGACUCCACAAGGCUCCUUAGUGAGCAGCCGGUGGGAGAAGAGAAUGAAGACCCACAGGAUUCACUGGAUGAAUGUUAUUUGACUAGUUCAGUUGGCCAUGACCUGUCAGACUCCUGUAGGCCUUACAGAGGUGUCUCAUUCCCAUGGGACCAACAGAGAGUCUUCUCAGCGCUUGUUGUAGAUGGUGACUCCUGGGAGGACCGUCCCCAAGGGCCUUUGAGUUUCCAAGGGUCAGAGAUGCAAGCUUCACAAGCACAACUGCAGACAAGCUCCCAGGUGACCCAUCACCUGCAGCUGCAGCGGGACCAGCAGUUUGACUGUGGUGACGGCAACGCCAGGCUCGGCCUUUCCUCCACCGUGUGGGGCUUCACAGCCAACACUGAGUUUGGAGACCAAUGGCCGCCCCUCCAAGAGCUGGGUUUGGAUGCUUCCAUUGGAAUGAAGAACCCCCCCAAGGGGGAGGGUGAGGGCUCAGCUGCCAGCCAGCAUGAGUGUCAAGUCUCUAGCAACAGCAAUGCCUCCAGUGUCCUGAAACAGAAGAUUCUGCGAAGAAAAGUGCUGCGCAGCAAGUGGAGAAUUGCAUGCAGAUUCCCUGGCCUUCAAGCUUAGGGGACAGAGCCAGCCUCGGGCUCGACCUUCAGCUCCUCCUAUCAAGACGAUCCCGGGCUGCUCUUGCCUCUUCCAAACAUGUGGUCAUCCCCCCAGGCGCAGCCAUCAACAGAACCCAACAGAGACCCACAUUUGAUCCCUCUGUCUAUCUCCUUGUCCCUCUAUCUCUCCUCUGUCUCUGUAUCUCUCCUCUGUCUCUCUUUCACAGCUACCCAGUAUUUUAGCUACUCUAAACAGAUAUUCCAAUUUGGAAGAAACCGCAUCAUCAAAUUUAUUUUUCCUACUAGAUGCAAAAAGUCUACGGCAUGAAAUCAAGUUCAAGUCCACACAGAACACUGCAGGGAUCCUUUCCUGAGAAUCAUCAUCACAACCACCAGCCCCAUCCCAUGAUUAUUAUUGCAAAACACUGAUUUGAUGGGAGAACUCCCAGGCAUCAGUCUCCAAACGUUACCCAUUGAAAAGGAGACCAGCGCUUUGAUGGAUACUCAGCUUUGAGAGACCGUAAUGCUCACUGCUCUCAAUUGCCAUCCUGUUCACACUGGCAUCUGGAGCAGGUGGAAGAAGGCAACAUGUCAGCCUGGACAUUCUCUGCCACCAGAUGGGCUGUGCUCGGUGCAGCCGGCUUUGAACAUGCAGUGUCCGUGCUGAACAGGUUUCGUUCGAGUUUCAUCACAAGGAAGUUAUCAGACAACUGUAGAAUCUAGACCAUUGAACAGGACAACUGGCCUGUCUUUUUCAAGCUGCCAAUGCCUCCACAAAUGGGAUCACAGAAAGGAGAAGAGUUAUUUUGGGUUCCAAAGAACUAAAGAGAUUGUGCUACUAUAUUUCUUUAGUUCUUUUGAGCCCAAAACCUCUCCUCACCUUACUGUGUUUGUCUUUAAUGGUGGUGACAUUGACUUGUUUGCAGAGGACAGGUCAGUUGUCUGGCUCAGAAGUCUACAUUCUGCAGUUGUCUGACCCUUCCUCAUGAUGAAACUCGGGCCUAGCCUUCUGCCAAGGGCACCACAUUGUGCACACUGUGUGCUUCCUAGCACAGCCCCUCUGGAGAUGAAGAAUGUCCACUUUGCCUUUCACCACUCUUGUCAUCUUAGCAUUGAACAUUUGGCUAUAGAGGGAGGAGCCCGUGAGAUCCGUACAUUGGAACACACGUUUUUCUGUCUAGAAUCAGUCAUUUGACGAGUAGCUCUUCGAGAG